AUGGCUAGUUAUUGUAUAAUGAUAAGCUUAAUGGUUGUGUUUCUUCUUGGUUCUUGUUCUUGUUUUGUUAAUGCUCAACCAAGAGCAUUCUUUGUUUUUGGUGACUCAUUAGUGGAUAGUGGCAACAACGAUUUCUUGGCAACCACCGCUAGAGCGGAUGCGCCACCCUAUGGGAUCGAUUAUCCGACGCACCGACCGACCGGACGCUUCUCUAACGGCCUCAACAUCCCUGAUUUAAUCAGUCUUGAGCUUGGGUUAGAGCCUACUCUGCCAUAUUUGAGCCCGUUACUUGUUGGAGAGAAGCUCCUAAUUGGUGCUAAUUUUGCAUCCGCUGGCAUUGGAAUUCUGAAUGACACCGGAAUUCAGUUUUUGCACAUUAUCCACAUAGAGAAGCAACUGAAGCUGUUCAGAGAAUACCAAGCACGGUUGAGUGCACACAUUGGAGCAAGUGGAGCAAGAAACCACGUGAACAGAGCACUGUUCCUAAUCACACUGGGUGGCAACGACUUCGUCAACAACUACUACCUAGUCCCCUAUUCAGCAAGAUCACGCCAAUUCUCUCUCCCGGAUUACGUGCGGUACCUGAUUUCAGAGUAUCGGAAAGUUCUGAGGAAUCUGUAUAAUCUGGGAGCAAGAAGGGUGCUUGUGACGGGAACAGGACCAAUGGGGUGUGUUCCAGCAGAAUUGGCAAUGAGAAGCAGAACGGGUGAUUGCGACGUUGAACUCCAGAGAGCUGCUGCAUUAUACAAUCCCCAACUCGUUGAAAUGAUCAAUUCUCUCAACCAGGACAUUGGUUCUCAUGUCUUCAUUGCUGCUAAUGCUUAUAGAAUGCACAUGGAUUUCAUUUCCAACCCUAGAGCUUAUGGAUUUGUAACCUCAAAGAUAGCAUGCUGUGGACAAGGGCCAUAUAAUGGGAUUGGGCUGUGCACACCAGCCUCAAACUUAUGCCCAAACAGAGACCUAUACGCAUUUUGGGACCCAUUCCACCCAUCAGAGAGGGCUAGCAGAAUCAUAGUCCAACAGAUCCUCAGAGGCACCAAUGAGUACAUGCACCCCAUGAACCUCUCCACCAUCAUGGCCCUUGAUUCAAGGAAUUAA
This is a messenger RNA of Arachis stenosperma, 1098 nucleotides long. RefSeq names its product GDSL esterase/lipase At5g33370-like. The transcript is spliced from 4 exons. NCBI's taxonomy places the organism in Eukaryota, Viridiplantae, Streptophyta, Magnoliopsida, Fabales, Fabaceae. The record is from RefSeq and is a predicted model, not a curated record. The coding region runs from base 1 to 1098 and encodes 365 amino acids. Gene Ontology annotation, molecular function: hydrolase activity, acting on ester bonds.